Messenger RNA from Thecamonas trahens ATCC 50062, 3243 nucleotides. Its product is annotated as condensin complex subunit 3. Gene Ontology annotation, cellular component: condensin complex; condensed chromosome. Lineage: Eukaryota; Apusomonadida; Apusomonadidae. Gene Ontology annotation, biological process: mitotic chromosome condensation. The record is from RefSeq and is a predicted model, not a curated record. The coding region runs from base 1 to 3159 and encodes 1052 amino acids. The transcript is spliced from 2 exons.
AUGGACCAUGCUGAGGUGUACAUCCAGCACACAGAGCUUACAACUCCACUGCUGAGCAUUCUCCGUGCGGUGCAGCGGUCGCGGGCGGUGCAUGCCAAGAACGUCCUGGCGGCACUGGAUGUGCUGUACGAAGUGCUUGUAGACGUGCUCGGCUCGGUCGUAGCCGUGAAGACCAAGGAGCCUGCCGUGGAGCGGCUGGUUCAGUGGCUCUCGCUCUUCCUCGCCGAGCUCGGCAACGAUGGCCUCGUCCUCGCCAUUUUGGCGCGCUUUCUCCCGCUCUCCACAGCCGCCGCCUCGCACGUCCGCCAGCGGGUCACCCACAUCGUGGGCACCCUCAUCAACACCCUCACCGAGGAGGCUGAGAUCGACGAGGAUUUCUGGGCCGAGAUCACACAGGCCAUGGCCGACAGGCUCAUCGACCGCAUCCCGGCCGUCCGCGCUGCCGCCGUCGUCGCCCUCGAGCGCAUGCAGAUCCUGCCCGAGGACGAGGGCGAUGAGUUUGACGCCGAUGAGGAGGCCAUAGUCCCCUCGCUCGACACUCCGCUCAAGCGCCGCAAGCACGCCUCAGAGUUUAUGGACGCCUCAGGCUUUGACGAUCCCAUCCUCUCCCGCUUUGUCGCCCUCCUCCAGGCCGACUCGUCCAAGCACGUCCGCGCCGCCGUCCUCCACAAGCUCGCACUUGCGCCGUCGACGCUCCCGCUUGUCAUCGAGCGGACUCGCGAUGUUGACGCCAAGGUCCGCAAGGCUGCCUACGCCGUUCUCGCUGCCAAGGUCGACAUGCGUGGGCUCAACAUUGCCCAGCGGGUGACGCUCCUCGACUCGGGCCUUCGCGACCGCGACGACGCCGUCCGCAACGCCGCGCUCUCCAUGAUGUACACUGGGUGGCUCAAGGAGUGCUUCGAGGGUGAUGUGACAGGCUUUCUCGACGCCCUCGACGUCAUCGAGUACGAGGAGAAGCUGGUGCCGGCUCUUGCGGCGCUCUUUGCCCGUGACGCCACCAACGGUAACCCGGCCGACGUGGUCUUCAAGCCGCCGUUUGAGAUGGAGCAGCUGGCCAAGUUUGGCGACGCUCUUGCCCUUACUCCCGAGACCGCCCUCUACUGGCGUGUUCUUGCCAGCUGGGCGCUCAACACUCCACGCAAGGCUGCCGGCGCGCUGGCGGCGAGCCACGAGAUGCUGCUGCCCUCCAUCUCUGACUUUACCUCGCUCAUUUGCGGGUACUACAAUCAAGCGCUCGCCCUCUCGCAGCAGCUCGGCGCACUCGGAGGUGACUCGUCCGGCUCGGAUUCGGACGCCGAGGCCGAUGACGACGUCCGCGAGGCGCUGGAAGAGAACUACGAGGCCAUGGUCUUUGUGACCAAGCAGCUGCUCAUUCUCGGCAAGGAGCUUGACUUUUCCGACGAGGCCGGCCGCCGCAUGCUCUCCUCCUUCCUCCGCCAGCUCUUUGUCGCUACAAUCGACCACGACGAGUCACUCUUCGCCGCCUCGCUCCUCGGCCCGGCCGCUCAGCUCCUGUUCACGGUCCACAGUGACGAGAUCGGCCAGCUGACCGUCGUCACCGGCAUUGUCGGCGACCUUAUGGAGGCGGUGGAGGAGACCGGCGAUCAAGACGCGGUGCUCGAGACCGAGUUUGAGCUCACACCCGAGCUCAAGGAGAAGGAGCGCAAGCUCAAGCUCACCGUCGCCUCCAUCCACGUCAAGUUGCAGGAGGCGGCAGACGCCAAGCGCGCCGCAGUCAGCUGCGAGGACUUUGACGGCGCCGCCGCCGCCAAGGCCACCAUCGACGAGCUGCUUCUUGCCGAGGCCGCCGCCCAGGUUGAGUUUGAGACUGAGGUCGACAGCGCCAAGGCCAAGUUUGUGCGCUCCAACCGCAAGUCCGCCGACGAGCUCGCCCUCGACACCGAGUCGGCCUACUGCCGCGCCCUCGCCGUCGUCAACGAGCUCUACCGCGCUACCGAAGCCACCAUGGAGUCGCCGCUACUGCGGUCGCUGCAGGACACACUGGUCCUUCCGUCGGUGACCUCCCCGGUCCCGGCCGUCCGCGCCGCUGCGCUCCGUGCCGCCGCUACCUCGCUCGUCCUCUACCACGAUGCCCCAGGCUCGCUGGUCUUCCUCUUUGCCCAAGUCCUCCGCAACGACAUGCCUGCGCUGCAGCGCGUUGCCCUCGAGGCGCUCUGUGACGGCAUGCUCAAGUUUGGCGCGCAGCUCGAGUUUAUGGACGAUGUUGAGUCGGAUGAUGAGGCCGACGAGGCUGCGGCCGAUGCGAGCGCCGGCGCUGUGGCAGUGAUUGACCUCGUCCGCCCCUACCUCGAUGAGGAGAGCGUCAAGCUGCGCGGCGCCGCUGUCCGCGGCUUUGCGCGGCUGCUUCUCUUUGCCCGGAUCCCGGCCGACGCCGCCGCAAGCGUUGGCGCCCAAAUGGUCGAGCUGUUCUUCUCGCCGGUCACAGAGACUGACUUUGAAGUCCGGCAGUGCCUCUCGGUCUUCUUCCCGCACUUUGCUGGCUCUGCGGCCGGCAAGGCCGUUCUCCGUGCCGCCGUUGACGGCGCCAUGGCUCGGCUCUUCUCUGCCACCCGCUCGGACCCGGCCAAGUCGAUCUCGCUCUACACCGUCCUCCAGUUUGGUCUCUCGCUGCUGGGCGCUGGCCUUGAGGCCAACUCAGUCCGCGACUUGCACUCGGUUCUUGCCGACGCAUGGCUCAACACCGUUCUCGAGUGGCUCUCCUCCAAGGAGUUUGCUGUCACCAACGUCCGCCGGGCCAAGGCCUGCAUCAAGGACCUCGCCCGCGCCAUCAACCUGCUCGAUGCCCACCCUUCCGCCGAGCUGGCCACCCUCGCCGCCACGGUUGUCGAGGAGCUGGCCGACUCGGAUUGCAACGUUGCGGCGCGGACAGCAGCCAAGGUAGUUGCGCGACUGACGCCCGAGGUCGAGCCUGAGGCCGAGGCCGAGGCCGAGGCCGAAGCCGAAGCCGAGACUGAGGUUCACGAUGCUGAGUCCAAGGCCUCGGACCACGGCGACGAGGAUGCCCAGGAUGAGGGCAAGGACGACGUCGACGCUGUUGAUGCCAAGCGAGCCGAGGUGUCACCUGCCAAGAGCUCGAAGCGGGCCCAGGGCGGAAGGCGGAGCAAGGGCGACACCGUCCUCGCCGAGAUCAACGCCUAGCAAGAGUUUGAGACUCUGCCAUGCUAUGCUGCUCUCUGGUCUGCCGCCUCAGCAGCCGCCAUCACUAACACUGUAAUCUGGUUC